Molecule: messenger RNA, 426 nt
Organism: Malurus melanocephalus (red-backed fairy wren)
Lineage: Eukaryota; Metazoa; Chordata; Aves; Passeriformes; Maluridae
Gene: PI3
Product: peptidase inhibitor 3
Exons: 3
Coding region: 6-287 (93 amino acids)
Cellular component (GO): extracellular region
Molecular function (GO): peptidase inhibitor activity
Source: RefSeq, a predicted model, not a curated record
UUUAAAUGUUGGUGUCCCCCACCUCUGACGCUCCCACCUCUCAGGGACACGGCAGCAUGAAGGCGGUGGCCGCCCUCCUCCUGGUGGGGAUGCUCAUCCUCUGGGCAGAGYUGCCAACAGGCAGCGCCUGGUCCUGCCCGCCCGUCCGUGUCACCUGUGCCCGGCCCAAUCCCCCGAACGCGUGCCUUACCGACCGGSACUGCCCCCGCGGCAACAAGUGCUGCCGCACCUUCUGCGGGAUGAGAUGCUUCUCCAAGCCGCCGGUCACCCCCAUCUCCUACGAGUGAGCUCSGGCUCCCGGGACAGACCGAGGGCCAUCUCAGGCUCCAGGAUCAGCCCAUGACUGCUGCUGCAGAAUGCUACGUGUCACUACUUCCCCUMUCCCUCUGCUUCCCCACCACUGCUUUAUCGAAUAAAAGAGGCUUU